Messenger RNA from Rasamsonia emersonii CBS 393.64, 795 nucleotides. RefSeq lists its product as uncharacterized. The coding region runs from base 1 to 795 and encodes 264 amino acids. The transcript has 2 exons. NCBI's taxonomy places the organism in Eukaryota, Fungi, Ascomycota, Eurotiomycetes, Eurotiales, Trichocomaceae. The record is from RefSeq and is a predicted model, not a curated record.
AUGCUUGCCUUCAAACGCGCGAGCAAGCGCCCUGAUGAGUGCUUUUUUUUUCCCAUUAAAUGGCCAAAGUUAAUUGUCGAGACUGGCAAAGCAGAGUCAACUGCCAGAGUCGAACUCGACGCGAAAUGGUGGUUAAAGGUGAGCUCGGACGUCAAUUUUGUCAUCCUGUUGGACAUUAAUGUUUCUCAGAAGCAAAUCACCCUCCAAAAGCGGGAAAAUGUUCCGUCGGCAUCUCAAAAAGUGACAGCUCAGGUUGUCCAAGUCAUCGGUCAUGAUUCUGUGACCCUCAAAGAACAAGAAAAUAUUCAAGAAGUCGCGGCAUACAGCGACGCGAUGAAAUCAGCAACCCUGACACGGGCUGGCGAAUGGCCCGUGUAUGGUAACGAGUCUGGACUAGAGAUAAUGAGGACACUGGCAGACUUGCGAAUGCAGGUCGCAAAGUUGAAUACAAGAACUGAGCUGCAGUCCUUAAGGAUCGACGAACAGUCCUUAAGGAUCGACGAUCUGGCGCGCAACUGCACCAGAUACCUGGACGUGAGACGACGAACUCUUGAUGUCUACCGAAGGGACAUCCUAAAGUGUGCAACCACUGCAACGAAAAGAAGGACCAGACACGGUAAUCAAACCGUUCAUGGAGGUGAUGCCGUCGCCGACGCGGAUCUGUAUAUCACACGCAACAGGAGAGAUAAUGAUGUAUUCGAGAAAUUGUAUGGCUUAGAGGUCAGCAAGGUAUCUGAGUUUGGUAAGUCUGGCUCUUUUACAAGAACUUCAAUUAUUGCUAAUCAACUUAGUUAA